UGUGUCGCUCAACCAGACUCCGCGAACGCAGCCAGUGACUUGUGAAGAAAAAGCUUGCGAGCCGGACAUAAAUCGAUAAAUCGAUGUUGCCUGUCUUCCGCAAUGUGACUGGACGUGCUCAAUAAUAUUUGCAUCGGGCCAGCUGAUGAUGAUCGAUAUGGAUUGUUGGAAAAGUCACCCCACAAGCAUUGUCCGAUCGUUGAGAGAUGCGCGGAACUUCAAGGGUUUCGAUGGUAGGGUAUAAAUAUUCUACUGGACCUGCUCUCCAAUCCUCAACACACAGCAGCCAAUUCUACAUCCAUCGGCUACUCUACUUCGCAUUCCUUUAUUCUUCCUACUUUGCCGCCAGUAAUAUCAGAAUGUGCUACCGCGAGGUGUUUCAGACAAGAUACGCCUGUGGUCACGAACAGCCGACAGCUGAGAGAAAGGUUGACUGUAACAACCGUCGGUGUCGGUCCAGUUCUUUCCACCCGUCCAAUUGCGCAGUUUGUCAUGCAACAUGUGCACAAAGUUUCGAGAGAGCGCGACCAAUUGUCACAGCCGUCGGGAACGGGCUCUGCUACCACUGCGCCCACGGGGUUGCAUGAAAAAAGAUCGACGAGAUAGUUAGUAUUAUUACCUACCUGAUGAAGCUCCCGUGUACUAUGUAUUUAGUUUGGCUUGAUAUGUAUUUGAUCAUGAGUGAUGCAGUUUUGGUGUUGGUACCUCACGCCAGCAGCGAGGGCCGGAUUUACCAUAUGGCCAAAGGAC
Pisolithus orientalis is the source of this 750-nucleotide messenger RNA. RefSeq lists its product as uncharacterized. Bases 207 to 587 code for a protein of 126 amino acids. The record is from RefSeq and is a predicted model, not a curated record. The transcript has 5 exons. NCBI's taxonomy places the organism in Eukaryota, Fungi, Basidiomycota, Agaricomycetes, Boletales, Pisolithaceae.